UAACCUUCUCCACGUCCAAACGCACCAUUAUAUGCCGGUACAGGCACGAGCUGCAAAAUGGCCCACCCGGCGUUGCUCCACUCGCACUCGGUGCUCCCUUCCACGAGCCCAGCCCGCGGCCGCCGCCACUGCGCCUCCCAGCCGGCCCCUUUAUUCCCCGGCUCGCGCCGUCGCCGCCGCAACCGCCCCGCUCUCCGCCCGAUGGCCUCGUCGACGGCCCAGGCGCCUCCGGGGCUGAAGGAGGGCAUCGCGGGGCUCUACGACGAGUCGUCAGGGGUGUGGGAGAGCAUCUGGGGCGACCACAUGCACCACGGCUUCUACGACUCGGGGGAGGCCGCGUCCAUGGCCGACCACCGCCGCGCCCAGAUCCGCAUGAUCGAGGAGGCCCUCGCCUUCGCCGCCGUCCCAGAUGACCCCGCGAAGAGACCCAAAACGAUAGUCGAUGUAGGCUGUGGCAUUGGUGGUAGCUCACGGUACCUGGCGAAAAAAUACGGAGCACAAUGCAAUGGCAUCACGUUGAGCCCUGUUCAGGCCGAAAGAGGAAAUGCUAUCGCUGAGGAUCAGGGAUUGUCGGACAAGGUUUCUCUCCAAGUCGCUGACGCUUUGGAGCAACCGUUUCCUGAUGGGCAGUUUGAUCUUGUUUGGUCCAUGGAGAGUGGCGAGCACAUGCCGGACAAACGAAAGUUUGUUAGCGAGCUGGCACGCGUCGCGGCUCCUGGAGCGACAAUAAUCAUUGUGACAUGGUGCCAUAGGAACCUUGAGCCGUCUGAAAGCUCUCUGAAACCUGACGAACUGAAUCUCUUGAGGAGGAUAUGCGAUGCAUACUACCUCCCCGACUGGUGCUCACCUUCUGACUAUGUGAACAUUGCCAAAUCACUGUCUCUCGAGGAUAUCAAGACGGCUGACUGGUCAGAGAACGUGGCCCCAUUUUGGCCGGCUGUUAUCCGAUCGGCACUGACAUGGAAAGGCAUAACCUCCCUGCUAAAAAGCGGAUGGAAGACGAUAAGGGGGGCGCUGGUGAUGCCGCUGAUGAUCGAAGGCUACAAGAAAGGUCUCAUCAAGUUCACCAUCAUCACCUGUCGCAAGCCCGGAGCAGCAUAGAAGGAGAAAUUCAUGUCCUCCAUUCAAUUCAAUAACGCAGAUUCUUGGCAAGAAAGAAGCCACGCCAUUGUGACUGAUUUAUCGUGUAAAACAAUCAACAGACCUAGCGCAGGGUUACGGUAGUGUUUAGUUGGUUGUACGUGUUUUGAUCUAAUAACAGUAUAAAUUAUAGCCCUAGCAUUAGGUUUUACCUUAA
Phragmites australis (common reed) is the source of this 1297-nucleotide messenger RNA. RefSeq names its product probable tocopherol O-methyltransferase, chloroplastic. The record is from RefSeq and is a predicted model, not a curated record. The transcript has 6 exons. Gene Ontology annotation, biological process: methylation. Bases 58 to 1101 code for a protein of 347 amino acids. Gene Ontology annotation, molecular function: S-adenosylmethionine-dependent methyltransferase activity. NCBI's taxonomy places the organism in Eukaryota, Viridiplantae, Streptophyta, Magnoliopsida, Poales, Poaceae.